Molecule: messenger RNA, 537 nt
Organism: Blepharisma stoltei
Lineage: Eukaryota; Ciliophora; Heterotrichea; Heterotrichida; Blepharismidae
Source: the annotation of a GenBank genome assembly
AUGGUCAUCUUUUCAAUGCACAAUAUCUUGGGCAGAGUCCUUUCACCAAUUUGUUUUGGAGCUUGCUUACUAGGAAUUUUUCUCGCUAUAAAUCAAGGCACUUCACUAUUUAUUGAACAGCCAUUUGCUUGCAGAGUCAGCAAUGUAAAAGUUUUUAAAUUCGUAAAAAAUGCAGGGAUGGGAUGGGAUGAGGCUCAGCUUACUUUUGAUAUAUUUGGGAAUUUUACAGACCUUUAUAAUUGGAGCAUAAAGUAUGCAUAUUAUUGAUUGGAAUUAGAAUAUUACGACUUGGAUAGGAAUGAGGUUAUUUUUUGGGAUGCCUAUGCUGUGAGAAAUCAAACAAGGCCUAUAGGUUUAGUAUCAAAAGACCAAAAAUGACUAUAUGUGGCAAGAACUAAAAAGCACAGCUUUAAAGGGAUCACAGCUGCUGUGAAACUAAGGAUUGAGGUCAUACCAAUUUUUGGCUUUGUAUAUAAUUUAGAGUGCUUGCCAACUGUAGUGACUUUUCCUGAUACAUAUGAGUAUGUGCUGCCUUAA